AUGGACAAACCAUCAUCAUCCUCAUCGUAUUCGAGCAGUGAUAGAAUCCGGCUAAAUGUAGGAGGAAAGAUUUUUGAAACAACGCUAUCCACCUUGACGAAAAUUCCGGAUACAGUUUUAUCAACUAUGGUGGCUGAACGCUGGAGGGGCGAAGGAGAACUGUUCAUAGACCGGGAUCCAACACAUUUCUCAAAGAUCCUGAACUACCUUAGAGAUGGGGAUGAAUUCAACGUUCCUGUAGACAGAGAUGCAUGCGAAGAGCUGAGGAGGGAAGCUCAGUUCUACAACCUACCCGGACUUGCUGAGUUAUGCUCUCCACAAAUGCUAAAUGUUGGAGAUGAGGUACAAUGGCGCCGAGAAGCUGUGGACCUCUAUUGGAGGCCAUUUGUUAGGUACAUGGUCGAUGACUCGCUCACCCUUCCAUUCAUCUACGAUAGGAACAAUCACACCCUAGCAAAAUGUAUUGGUUGCGAAGAGUACCAAGAUCCAAAGUGCUCGUAUCUGUUUGACAUUCGAUAUGAGGACUGGGCACCGAUGAAACAUCACAUGUUGCUGAUGAGGGGAGAGAUUACACAGCUAAUGGGUGAGCAGUGCUGUAUUAUCGCAUGGGAUAAUGGACAACAGAUCCAUCUGCCAAGAUCAGCAGUGCGAAGAGCUGAUCCUAUCUAAUGGACAUCUCCAGAUCUCACCAAAGCUGCUCUUUUCUUGCUUAUCCUUCGUAAUCAUAUGAUGAUCUGAUUUUUUGUACAGUUCUAAGGAUACUCUUGCAAUCCGAGCGCAUUUCAAUAUGUGGAAUUAUGCAAUGAAGUUCUGGCAAUAGCAUAAAGAUUUUGUGUGCGAAUUGAGCCACUUACGAAUGUGCAACAGC
Molecule: messenger RNA, 868 nt
Organism: Cylicocyclus nassatus
Lineage: Eukaryota; Metazoa; Nematoda; Chromadorea; Rhabditida; Strongylidae
Source: the annotation of a GenBank genome assembly